Molecule: messenger RNA, 3483 nt
Organism: Gastrolobium bilobum
Lineage: Eukaryota; Viridiplantae; Streptophyta; Magnoliopsida; Fabales; Fabaceae
Product: multiple C2 domain and transmembrane region protein 6
Exons: 1
Coding region: 387-3473 (1028 amino acids)
Source: RefSeq, a predicted model, not a curated record
AAUUUAUUAAAGUAAACAAAAAUAGUCGUGUAUGGGUUUGGAUGGAUAAGAACUAAGAAGUGAAAUAGUGAAAUUUCUCUCUCCAAACCCCACCUGUACCACCCUAUGCAACCCACUGGAAUCUAACACCAUCAAAAUUAAAGGCAUAUGAAUCAAGUGGCCACCAAACAAGACGUACAUUUCUGUCUUCGUACUCAAAGAUGAGCAUUCUCAAUUUCACAUCACCACCACUAUCGCCUACUCUUCUGUAUUCUUCACUCCUACUCUUCCUUCCUUCCUUCAUGGCCCUUCUUUAAUUCUUGUUUCUUUUCUUGCACAAGCACAACAACAUAAUUGAAUUCCCUUACACUCAUUUAAGCUGCUAAUAUCAUAUCAUCAGCAUCAUCAUGAUGAACAAGCUCGUAGUGGAAGUUCUUGAUGCCAGCGACCUCAUGCCCAAAGAUGGAGAAGGGUCAGCUAGCCCCUUUGUAGAGGUAAACUUUGAUGGUCAACAGCAGAGGAGUCAAACGAAGCACAAAGACCUCAAUCCUUAUUGGAAUGAGAAGUUUGCUUUCAACAUUAAUAACCCAAGAGACCUUCCUCACAAGACAAUUGAAGUUGUUGUUUACAAUUACAAUGAUCCUAAAGCUUCCAACCACAAUAAUUUCCUAGGAAGGGUGAGAAUCUCAGGUGUUUCUGUCCCUCUAUCUGAGUCUGAGGCUACUGUCCAACGCUACCCACUUGACAAACGUGGUCUUUUUUCAAAUAUCAAGGGAGAUAUCGCUCUUAGAAUUUAUGCACUUCAUGAUCCUUCUUUUUCUUCUUAUGCUGCUCCACCUCCACAACAACAACAACAACAACAACAACAACAACAAGCACAAGCCAGUCCUGGUGUUGAACUUGAACCUGAACCUGAUUAUUAUGAGGAGACUCCCUUGCAAGAAAUGAACACUAACAUGCUAUAUGAGGAAAGCAUGGCUGCUGAUGCAGAGAUGAUGAUGAUGAAGAAGAAGAAGAAGCAGCAGAAAGAAAAGGAAGUGAGAACUUUUCACUCCAUUGGGAUCGAGAAAGCCACUCAUGCUCCUCCUGCUCCUGGUCCUCCUCCUGCAGCACCAGCAGUUGAAACGAGGGCUUAUUCUGCAAAAGCUGGGCCACCGAAUGUAAUGUUAAUGCAGAUCCCAAAGCAAAACCCGGAGUAUGCAUUGGUUGAGACAUAUCCUCCGCUGGCAGCUCGUCUGCGCUAUAGAGGAAGGGACAAGAUAUCAAGCACUUAUGAUUUAGUGGAACAGAUGCAAUACUUGUAUGUGAAUGUGGUGAAGGCAAGAGAUCUUCCGGUGAUGGAUAUCUCAGGAAGUCUUGACCCUUAUGUCGAGGUGAAGCUGGGUAACUACAAAGGAGUCACAAAGCACUUGGAGAAGAAUCAGCACCCAGUUUGGAAGCAAAUUUUUGCAUUCUCAAGUGAGAGGUUGCAAUCAAAUUUGCUUGAAGUGACUGUCAAGGAUAAGGACAUUGGCAAAGAUGAUUUUGUGGGUAGAGUUCUCAUUGAUCUUACUGAGAUUCCUCUUCGGGUACCCCCAGAUAGCCCCUUGGCUCCUCAAUGGUACAGAUUGGAGGAUAAGAAAGGGCAAAGGGUUAAUAAUGGGGAAAUCAUGCUUGCAGUUUGGAAAGGAACACAGGCUGAUGAGUCAUUUCCUGAGGCCUGGCACUCUGAUGCUCAUAACGUCAGUCACUCUAACCUUUCAAAUACGCGAUCGAAGGUAUAUUUCACACCCAGGCUUUACUAUCUUAGAGUUGAAGUAAUUGAAGCUCAAGAUCUUGUCCCUUCUGAGAAAGGCAGAGUCCCAGACCCUUUAGUUAGGGUACAACUUGGAAAUCAAAUGAGAUACACAAGGCCAAUGAGAGGCACUAACCCAGUUUGGAACGAUGAACUUAUGUUUGUGGCAGCUGAGCCUUUUGAGGAAUUUAUAAUGGUGACAGUUGAGGACAAAGUAGGUCCUAAUAAUGUUGAAAUCCUAGGAAGGGAGAUUAUAUCAGUCAGAAAUGUUCCAAGACACGAUACCAGCAAGCUCCCUGAUCCUCGUUGGUUCAAUUUGCACAGGCCUAGUGCUGUUGGUGAGGUAGAAACAGAGAAAAAGAAGGAGAAAUUCUCAAGCAAGAUUCACCUUCGAAUCUGUCUAGAGGAAGGAUAUCAUGUGCUUGAUGAGUCCACCCAUUUUAGCAGUGAUCUUGAGCCAUCCUCAAAACGUUUGAGGAAGAAGAAAUGCAUUGGAAUUCUUGAACUUGGGAUACUGAGUGCCCGGAAUUUGCUACCUAUGAAGGCCAACCAAGGUAGGACUACUGAUGCAUACUGCGUGGCCAAGUAUGGCAACAAAUGGGUUCGAACCAGAACCCUGCUCGACACACUGUCCCCUAGAUGGAAUGAGCAGUAUUCAUGGGAAGUUAAUGAUCCAUGUACUGUGAUCACAAUCGGGGUUUUUGACAAUUACCACAUCAAUGGGAGCCAUGACACUAAAGAUCACAAGAUUGGAAAAGUAAGAAUCCGGUUAUCGACUCUGGAAACUGAUAGAGUGUAUACUCAUUAUUAUCCUCUGCUGUUUCUCCAACCUAAUGGCCUGAAGAAGCAUGGAGAGCUUCACUUGGCAGUGAGAUUUACUUGCACAGCUUGGGUUAAUAUGGUAGCACAGUAUGGAAAGCCUUUGCUUCCAAAAAUGCAUUAUGCCCAACCAAUACCUGUUAGGCUCAUAGAUUGGCUCCGUUACCAGGCCAUGCAGAUUGUGGCAGGGCGGCUAGCAAGAGCUGAGCCACCACUUAGACGUGAAGUUGUUGAGUAUAUGCUUGAUGUUGAUUACAAUAUGUGGAGUCUAAGGAGAAGCAAGGCCAAUUUUUACCGCAUCAUGUCACUCCUCUCAGGUGUUACAUCUGUUUGUAAAUGGUUUGAUGACAUUUGCACUUGGAGAAACCCAAUUACAACCUGCCUUGUUCACGUCUUGUUCUUGAUACUGGUUUGCUAUCCAGAAUUGAUAUUGCCAACCAUUUUUCUUUACUUGUUUGUAAUCGGGAUUUGGAAUUACCGGUUCAGGCCAAGGCAUCCACCCCACAUGGAUGCUAGACUUUCACAAGCAGAAUCUGCCCACCCAGAUGAAUUGGACGAGGAAUUUGACACAUUUCCAACUACAAGACCUUCAGAUAUUGUGAGAAUGAGGUAUGACAGAUUGCGGAGUGUGGCAGGUAGAGUACAGACUGUGGUUGGAGAUUUGGCUACUCAAGGAGAAAGGGCUCAAGCCAUACUAAGUUGGAGAGACUCCAGGGCUACAGCUAUCUUCAUCAUCCUCUCACUUAUUUGGGCUGUGUUCAUUUACAUAACUCCCUUCCAAGUAGUUGCAAUUCUAGUAGGACUAUACCUGCUGCGUCAUCCUCGCUUUAGAAGCAAGAUGCCAUCGGUACCAGUUAAUUUCUUCAAGAGAUUGCCUUCCAAAUCAGAUAUGCUGCUGUGACGCCUCACUU